Lotus japonicus is the source of this 1537-nucleotide messenger RNA. RefSeq lists its product as uncharacterized. The record is from RefSeq and is a predicted model, not a curated record. Bases 223 to 1287 code for a protein of 354 amino acids. The transcript has 3 exons. NCBI's taxonomy places the organism in Eukaryota, Viridiplantae, Streptophyta, Magnoliopsida, Fabales, Fabaceae.
AUAGGUGAUGCCAUUGCAAUUGUAAAGCCUCACCUCAAAACUCUUCUCCUAACUUUUUCUUUACAUAAAUUGAUAAGAGUUAUAAAUCAAAGCCAAGUUGAUAUUCUUUAAUCAUGGUUUAGUUUAGUCUGAAAAUCAAUAACAAGUGCAAAGCAUAAUUCUGGAGAAUACUGUGCAAACAACUAUUUCUUGUUUCUGAAAGUGGUGGAGACAAAUAUUAACAUGGUAAUGAACAGCAAGGAGCAUAGAGGAUCUGAGGAAAUGGAAGAAGGAGAAGUGAAGCACCCUCAGAAUGUUCCUGUAGGAACUAUAUACAAAUUAAUUGCAGAGAAUACCAAAUCAAACAGUUUAGUCAUUAAGAAACCAUAUGGGAUGAUUCCUCCUCACAUCAUAGCAGAAGCCAUAUCAACUAUCCGCGACAUCGAUCUUAGAUGGUCAGGUCCAAUCACACAGAAAGAAAUGGAGUAUGUACAACAGUAUGCCCUAGCAAAGUAUCCAGAAUAUGCAGGUCUCAUUGAAGGAGAUGGGAAUGGAACGAUAGACAUGUCUAGUUUCAUUAUCAAUGAUGAGCCUUCAGAACCCAUGUCAGCUGAUAGGAGAAAAACACCAAGAUCAUGCAGGGAGCCUUUGUUUGGCAGUAAUCUCCCUGAAAUGGACAGGACCCAGUUGGAGCCAUCAAGAUUAUUGGAUAUAUUCACUGAGAAAUCGUCGUUUCAUGGAAGUUUCAUCUCAAUCCCAGAAAUCCAAGCCCAAAACAAGGUUUUGAGGCAUUGUGGGUUGCCUGAUGAUGAGUACCUGGUUCUCUUCACUCCAAGUCACAAGGAUGCUAUGAUGUUGGUGGGGGAAAGUUACCCUUUUGUUAAGGGGAACUACUACAUGACAAUUCUUGGUGAACAAGAGGACUAUAUCAAGGAAUUUGCUUCUUUUAAGGAAUCUAAGGUUAUCGCAGCUCCGAAGACAUGGCUAGAUUUAAGGAUCAGAGGGUCUCAGCUAAGCCAGAACUUUAGGAGGAAGUGUAAGAUCACCCCAAAAGGGUUAUUUGCUUAUGAAGCAGAUGUGAAUGGGACAAUGCAUUGGGUUUCAGAGGCUCAUAGGAACUAUUGGCAUGUUCUGCUUGAUGCUUCUGCAUUGGUUGUGGGAAAGGAUAGCCUACAUCUUGGCCUUCACAGGCCUGAUUUUGUGGUGUGUUGUGUAGAGAACACACAUUCCAACCCUUCAAGAAUCAUCACUUGCCUCUUGGUGAGAAAGAAAUCUUUUGAUUCCUCCACAUCCCAGGUCAAUGGUUGAGUGACACUGAGUAUUUGUUUUCUAGUGCACUACAAGUAUCGAGUCAAACAUGUUCGGAACGGGGAUAUACAGAUACCAUGAGUACUUGUUUGUUAUUAUUUGACAGGCUUUGAAACUGCAUAGCAAUUUGUCAAUGUCUUAAUUGUAUCAUGAGCUCUCCUUAAAGCUGUGAAUUUUACUGACUCACUUUGUAGAUUGAAUAAAUGCUUUAGCCCGUAUAAAGAGAAAAACACUUAUUCCUGGUUUUGAA